Molecule: messenger RNA, 2597 nt
Organism: Xyrichtys novacula (pearly razorfish)
Lineage: Eukaryota; Metazoa; Chordata; Actinopteri; Labriformes; Labridae
Source: the annotation of a GenBank genome assembly
AUGGAGAGAAAAACUGAUGAAGGACGUGAAGAAGAAGAAAGUGGUGAGUUUUUUUUUUUAAUCAAUUUUUAAUUUCAAUAAAAUAAAAAUAAAAAAAGAAUGAUAAAAAAAAACAGAUGAAAUAAAAAGACUGAAGAGAAAACUGCAGGUUUGUUAUUCAGAGAAAUUUCAUCCUUCACUUAAAACGGAGGAAGAGUGGGGGGGGCAGGGUGAGAGGGGGGAGAGGGGGGGGAAGGGGGAGGAGGAGAAAGAAGGAGGGGGAGGAGGAGAAGGAGGGGGAGGAGAGGGCAAUCUGGUUUCCAAAUGAGUCUUGGUUCUUUUGGGACAAAUCCUCGACCCUCAGGAGGCGGGGUCAUCCCCGUUCGCUGUUGUUUUUAUUUUCUUUUUUUUGUUUCAUCGUCGAGCAGCAGGAGGAAAAAAAACAAUCAAUCCUCUUCAGUUUAUAAUCAAUCAAAAAUCAAUCCUCUCUGUUUGAAUAUUGAUCGAUGAUAAACUGAAGUUGAUCAGAUCUCACCUUUACCUGCUUCUGAUCAUGAACCUGAUCAAAUCUGAUCAAUAAUGACGUUUUAAUAAGGAGCAAAUAAACCUGAUAAUUUUAAAGAUCUCAGAUCAAUCAGGCCUCCUCCUCCUCUUUUAUUUUGAAAGGCUGAUUUUUUUUUUAUUAAAAGUUUUUAUUCCUUUAAAUAAACAUGAAUCUGUUUUCAUAAUAACAGUUUAAAUAAUAACAGUUUUAUUGAUAACAGUUUUAUUGAUAACAGUUUUAUUGAUAACAGUUUAAAUAAUAACAGUUUAUUGAUAACAGUUUUAAAAAGUUUUAUUGAUAACAGUUUUAUUGAUAACAGUUUUAUUGAUAACAGUUUUAAAAAGUUUUAUUGAUAACAGUUUUAUUGAUAACAGUUUUAUUGAUAACAGUUUUAUUGAUAACAGUUUUAAAAAGUUUUAUUGAUAACAGUUUUAUUGAUAACAGUUUAAAUAAUAACAGUUUUAUUGAUAACAGUUUUAUUGAUAACAGUUUAAAUAAUAACAGUUUUAUUGAUAACAGUUUUAUUGAUAACAGUUUAAAUAAUAACAGUUUUAUUGAUAACAGUUUCAUUGAUAACUCCACGGUCAGAGAAACUCUGUCGAUCGCAGAUUUCAGGAUUUAACUUCAGUCUGAAAAUCAAAAAUCUUCAUUUCUGUCGAAAAUUAAAACCUCUGAAUUUGUGACGAUGGUAAAAUAAAAGUUUAAAUACCUGAGAAAAAAAAAACUUCUUCUAUUUGAACAGAAUAAAUCAUGUUUGGACUGAUCGUUGAUACUGAUAUUAAUAUUGAUUAUUGAUCAUGAUCCAAUAAUGUAGUUAAAAAUAAUUAAAAAGAUUCAGAAACAAAAAAAUAAAACGUCUUUAUUUUUUCAAACGAGCCGCAGAGUCAAACCUCCUCAUCGUUACUGUGUGUGUGAAGUGUUUCCUAUUGUGUGUGUGUGAGAGAGACGGCGCCACACACACACACACACACACACACAUUUGCAUUUAAAUAGCGACAUCAACCAGCGUUCACGGCGGCACACCGGCGGGUUUCCCAGAUGUCACGGCAAAGUCAGAUGGGCCAGCUGUCACACACACACACACACACACACACACACACACACACACACACACACACACACACACACACAGCUGACUCGGUGAAAAACAUUCAUUCAGUUUAAACUACACAGAGUUUAAAUACAUACUCAGUGUGUGUGUGUGUGUGUGUGUGUGUGUGUGUGUGUGUGUGUGUGUGUGUGUGUGUGUGUGUGUUAAGAAUCAGCAGGAACACGAAUCGAACCUCAGACCUCGGCUGAUCCUCAUUAAACACCUGAUGACAUCACUCACCUGUGGUCCAUCAGCCAAUAGGAGUCGAGGAUGUGAGAGCGAGGGGCCUCGAACUUUGAGCGCCGAGUUUAACGAUUUCUCAGAGAGAAAACGGAUCAGUUUAAAAAUAAUCAAUAAAAAAGUUAAUCAAUCAAUUACAAAAAUAUAUAUAUAUUUUUUUUAAUCAACAGAAAUAUAAAAACAAUCAAUAAAAAAACAAAAUCAUUACAAACUGUCCAUGAAAAACCAAUCAAUCAGAAACCAAUAAAAACAAACAAUCAAUAAGAAACCGAUAAAAACAAACCAAUCAAUAAGAAACUAAUAAAAACAAACCAAUCAAUCAGAAACUAAUAAAAACAAACCAUUGAACUCAAAUCAAUAAAAAGAAAGAAGAGAAACAGCUGACUGAAAACCAAUAAUCAAUGGUCAUGGUCCGAUCAGUAAACUCAUUAUUCAUUAAAAUAAUUCAUUGAUCUGAAAAACAGCAUCAAGAAACCGAUCAGUGAUGAAAGAAGAAGAAUUGAUCCUGAUUGAUGAUCGACUCUGAAGGUCACCUGAUCGUUUAAUCCUGCUGACUCAGCAGAUCAAAGUGUUUUUCAUCAUCACAACAUCUGUGUGUGAUCAGGAACAGCUGAGAGCGCCGCCAUCGCCGCCAGUGCCAUGGUCGUCUGCACAGGUGAGUCUCUUUCAAACACACCUGGUGGACAGAGGGCGGAGCUUCGAGGGUCUGAAACACCUUCAGCUUUUCCUCCACGGUGGACGUGA